Molecule: messenger RNA, 1065 nt
Organism: Microplitis demolitor
Lineage: Eukaryota; Metazoa; Arthropoda; Insecta; Hymenoptera; Braconidae
Gene: CRIF
Product: growth arrest and DNA damage-inducible proteins-interacting protein 1
Exons: 2
Coding region: 120-959 (279 amino acids)
Cellular component (GO): nucleus
Source: RefSeq, a predicted model, not a curated record
CGAUAAAAUUCUCACAUGAUCGCAUUCAAAACAAAAAGUAAAUUUUUAAUAAGUUUUUUUGCUAGGAGUUGAAAUUGUGUAUUUAAAUAAGUAAAAUUAAUAUCAAUUAUUAUUUACCAAUGAAUUCAAAUACGUUAUUAUUAAAGCGCUUAAAUAUAAAUGGAUUGCCACGAAUAUUAUCAAAAAGAUGGUACGCACAAGAGGAAUGGAGAGAUGAUACAAUCGACAUAACCUCAGUAGAAGAGGUACCUAAAUAUAGAGAUUUUUUAACAGAAGAUCAGGAAAAAGAAGUUCUAAGGAAACGAAAUAAAUCACGAUUGAGUGACGAAGAUCGCAAUAGACUGUAUGGUAUCAAACCUUUCAAUAAAAAUUACGAAUGGUAUCAUCAGACUAUCAGGUUCAAGCAGCGGACACUAGGUAGAUAUGGUGUGGAUGCUCUGGAUGUUCCUGUUGGUUGUGCUUGGCCGUCAAAAGAAGACAUUGCUGAUAAAUUGGAGUAUGAAAAAACAGCUUACCCUCAUUCAUUGUGGGAAUGCUGGGAUAUGAUUGCCCAGAAGAAUAAAGAAAAUGCUGAAAAAAUAAUAGAAAGAGAGAAGGACAUUGACGCAAAAUUACUGAAAGUAGCCCGGUGGAAGCAAGAAUUGGAAGCUAAAAUAGCCAAAAAAGAAGCUGAGGUACAAGCUACGAAGGAACGAAAAGAUCGUUUGAUCGCUGAAGUACGUCGCCAAGUAGGUUUCGCAAUAGAUCCACGUGACGAACGAUUCAAGCAACUGCUCGAGGAGAAAGAAAAGGAGGACAAAAAACGUAAGAAAGAAAUGAAGAAAAAGGAUCGUGCUGCUAAAUUUAUGGAAAGGUUAUUAUUGCAAAGUAAAACUUUGGAAGAAACUGCUGCUAAUGCCACAGAGUCUGCAGUUAGUAAAGAUUCUGCAGCAACAGAAAACAAAAGUGAAACAAAUUAAAUGUUAUUAUUAUUAUUAAUAUAAAAUUGAUUAAAAAUAAACUACUUUGUAUUUUAUUAUCAUUUAAUAUUUUAAAAGGAUAAAGUGUUUGGAAAAUUUCAAGUUA